AUGUCUGACUUGAAGCCUGAGCGCGUUUUCAAGCGCAAGAGCCGCGAUGGUCCUGAGGAGGCUCCUCGCAAGAAGCAGCACCGAGCUUCCGACGAAGUCCAAUUCGAGGAUUAUGGUAACGGCGACGAUGUUCCAGCCAAGUCCACCCGCAAGUACAAGGACAAGUUUGCUCCGCGGCCUGAGAGGCAAUAUCCCUCGGUCAAUGACCUGAAGAAACGCAUCCGUGAUGUCAAGCGUCUCCUCCUAAAACCAAACUUGCCUGCAGAUGCUCGAAUCCUGCAGGAGCGUGCGCUCGCGGGGUACGAACAGGAUCUUGCGGAUGAAAAUGUUCGCAGAGAGCGAUCGCAGCUCAUCAGCAAGUAUCACUUUGUUCGAUUCUUGGACCGGAAGGCUGCAAAUAAGCAAUUGAAAAGCCUCGAGCGCCGCCAACAAGAGGAGACUCUCGACUCUAAGCAGAAGAAAAAACUCGAAAGCAAGAUCCACGCCGCCCGGGUCAACGUCAACUACACCAUCUACUACCCUCUCACCGAGAAAUACAUUGCACUUUACCCAAAGUCGAAGAGCUCAGAAAGGGACGGCGCCGAGUCAGGAUCGGAAGCAGAGCCGGAACAGAAGACACACGGCGGUGAUGCGAAGCCACCAAUGUGGGCUAUCAUCGAAAAGUGCAUGGAAGAGGAUACCCUUGGCCAACUUCGCGAGGGCAAAUUGAACAUUGGAGCCGAUGGCAAACAGUCCGCGCCUCCCAGUGCGAAGGUGGUUGCAGUCACGGACCCCAAGAAGAGCAAGAAGGAGUCCCAGGAGCCGAAGGAAUCGAAGAGACUCAAGGAGUCGAAGAAACCCAAAGACACCAAGGACCUGAAGAAGGAACAACCGGCACCCAUAGAGGACAAGAGCAAGUACGACAACAUGAACCGGAGAGAUCGUCGUCGGGAGCAGGCCAAGGAACAGGCCAAGGAGGAGGCCAAAAAGGCCGCUGCUCGUGCCCAGGCCGGUGAAGAAGACAGUGACGGUGGUUUCUUCGAGUAA
Molecule: messenger RNA, 1026 nt
Organism: Penicillium atrosanguineum
Lineage: Eukaryota; Fungi; Ascomycota; Eurotiomycetes; Eurotiales; Aspergillaceae
Product: Efg1 domain-containing protein
Exons: 2
Coding region: 1-1026 (341 amino acids)
Biological process (GO): maturation of SSU-rRNA from tricistronic rRNA transcript (SSU-rRNA, 5.8S rRNA, LSU-rRNA)
Cellular component (GO): nucleolus; preribosome, small subunit precursor
Source: RefSeq, a predicted model, not a curated record